UGUCAGUCGUAUAAUAAUAAAAAUAAAAUUACGAAUAUCAAACAAUUUCUCACCAAUCCAUAAGAUAAAUGUUGAAAUAAUGGGAGGUGAUAAAAAGAGAAGAUCAAGAAGUAGAGAAAGGCACGAUAACAAAGAUUGGGACCGAGAUCGUAAUAGAGAAAGGGAGAGGAAACGUUCAAGAUCAAGAAGCAAAGAACGAAGUUACAAACGGCAUCGUUCACGAUCUAGAGAUAAAUAUGAGACCGCUAAUCGUUACGAUAAACAUGAGAACAAAUACGAAAAACAUUCUAAAGGUGACCGAAAUGAAAGAGACAAAAAAGAUGAUAGGAAAAGGGAUGAAAAGGACCCUAAAAGCCGCCAAAAAUCACCAACUCCAGUCGAUGAGGACACCAAAUCUGGUCAUAAAAAAGAGUCUUCCGCACCAGUGAAAAAAGAGCCUUUGUCACUUGAAGAACUAUUGGCUAAAAAGAAAGCUGAAGAGGCAGCAAAAAGUAAACCUGUGUUUUUAACCAAAGAACAAAGAGCUGCUGAGGCAAUCAAGAGAAGGGAGGAAGAAAUUGCAAAAAAAAGGAAACUACAAGAGGAAGAGAAGAAACUCAUUCAAAAUAUUCAAACAACCAGACUUGAAGAGCAACGAAAAGAAGAGCGAGAUUUCAGAAGACCUCGUGAUAGAGAAUUGAAGGAAGAAGAAAAACAAAAAGACAAGGAUAAGGAAAGAGAACAGGAUGCUAUAAAAGAAAGAUAUUUGGGAUUAGUUAAAAAGAAAAGGAGAGUCAGGAGAUUGAAUGAUAGAAAAUUUGUUUUUGAUUGGGAUGCUGGAGAAGAUACAUCAACAGAUUAUAACAACAUAUAUAAAGAGCGUCACCAGGUUCAAUUUUUCGGUAGAGGAAACCUAGCAGGAAUUGACAUAAAAGCGCAGAAACGAGAUCAAAGUAAAUUUUAUGGUGAGCUUCUUGAAAAGCGUAGGACAGAGGCAGAAAAAGCUCAAGAAAAGGUCAGACUCAAAAAAGUUAAAAGGAAGGAAGAAAAACAACUGUGGGAUGAUCGUCAUUGGUCUGAAAAAGAAAAUACUGAAAUGACAGAGAGGGACUGGAGAAUUUUCAGAGAAGAUUACAACAUAACAAUCAAGGGUGGAAAAAUUCCUGAACCGAUAAGGAACUGGAAAGAAUCUGGUAUUCAAAAGGAACUGUUGGAAAUUAUUGAUAAGGUUGGUUACAAGGAACCUACUCCUAUUCAGAGACAGGCAAUACCAAUUGGUAUGCAAAACAGAGACAUCAUUGGUGUCGCUGAAACAGGUUCUGGUAAAACUCUUGCAUUCCUCAUCCCCUUGCUAUCUUGGAUACAAUCUCUUCCAAAAAUUGAACGGACAGAGGAUGCAGAUCAAGGACCAUAUGCUAUCAUACUUGCGCCAACUCGUGAGUUGGCACAGCAAAUCGAAGAGGAAACUGUUAAGUUUGGUCAGCCUUUGGGUAUCAGGACAGUGGUAGUAGUUGGAGGUCUGAGCAGAGAAGAACAAGGAUUCAGGCUUCGAAUGGGUUGUGAAAUCGUUAUAGCUACACCCGGACGUUUGAUUGAUGUGUUGGAAAAUAGGUAUUUGGUCCUGAAUCAAUGUACCUAUAUAGUUCUGGAUGAAGCUGACAGAAUGAUAGAUUUGGGUUUCGAACCGGAUGUACAAAAAAUAUUAGAGCAUAUGCCUGUUACUAACCUGAAACCUGAUACGGAGGAGGCAGAAGAUAGUCAAGUUCUUCUUGCAAAUUAUAACACCAAGAAGAAAUACAGGCAAACCGUGAUGUUUACAGCCACUAUGCCCCCAGCAGUGGAAAGAUUGGCUAGAACAUACUUGCGAAGACCAGCUGUUGUUUAUAUUGGUUCCAUUGGUAAGCCUGUUGAGAGGGUUGAACAAAUUGUUCAUCUUAUGGGAGAAAAUGACAAGAGACGUAAACUUAUCGAGUACCUGUCUAAAGGAGUUGAUCCACCUAUCAUUAUAUUCGUCAACCAGAAGAAAGGAGCCGACGUUUUGGCUAAAGGUCUUGAGAAAUUGGGUUACAAUGCUUGUACACUUCAUGGUGGUAAAGGACAAGAGCAGAGAGAAUACGCCUUGGCUAGUCUCAAAUCGGGAUCCAAGGACAUUUUGGUCGCAACCGAUGUUGCUGGAAGAGGUAUCGACAUCAAGGAUGUAUCGAUGGUCAUUAAUUAUGAUAUGGCUAAAACAAUCGAAGAUUAUACCCAUCGUAUCGGAAGAACUGGUAGAGCUGGAAAAACUGGUAUCGCCGUCAGUUUCUGUACCAAUGAUGAUUCAGCUCUUUUCUAUGACCUUAAACAGAUGCUCAUGUCUUCUCCUGUGUCUAAUUGUCCCCCCGAGCUCAUGAAUCAUCCUGAGUGUCAAAUGAAGCCUAAUCAACCCAAGAGGAGGAGGGAUGAAAUGAUUUUCGCUUAGUUGUGAACUUACAAUUUAAAAUUCUGUACUAAAUGUAACGUAGGAAUAAAUUCAGAUCAAGUUUU
Messenger RNA from Coccinella septempunctata (seven-spotted ladybird), 2502 nucleotides. Its product is annotated as probable ATP-dependent RNA helicase DDX23. Gene Ontology annotation, biological process: mRNA splicing, via spliceosome. The transcript is spliced from 9 exons. The record is from RefSeq and is a predicted model, not a curated record. Gene Ontology annotation, molecular function: ATP binding; RNA binding; RNA helicase activity. Gene Ontology annotation, cellular component: catalytic step 2 spliceosome. NCBI's taxonomy places the organism in Eukaryota, Metazoa, Arthropoda, Insecta, Coleoptera, Coccinellidae. Bases 80 to 2437 code for a protein of 785 amino acids.